CAGCGCUGCUGCCUUCCUGUACUGAUGCUUCACAAUCCCAAAGAAGUUCUCGAUGGGAUUGAAGUCGGGCGAGGCAGGUGGGGUGAAGAUCACUGACCAUCCUCGGCGAUCGAUGCAGCACACCAGAGUGGUUGAUGGCAAAUGCAGCCGAGACAGACUUGUGCUUCAUGUGAUUGCGCUGGCGAAGCGGAGCACCCUUCGUCGGCCCCUCGGCCUGCGGUCCCAUGCCCGCUCCAUGCCCGCUCCAUGCCCGCUCCAUGCCCGUCCGGUGCUCGCCGUUGAGCCUUGCGGCCGUGCUCCUGUCGCUCUCGGACCCCAACACACCCAUUGUUCGUUCCGCCCUCCCGCUCAGUAUUUGUGGAUCCUGGCCGUCCUCCCCAUCUUGCUUUCGCUCUGCCUCCAUCUGCACUUGCUUUUUGCACUUGCUUUUGCACUUGUUGCCUCGCCCCACGCUUCUCUCGCGCACUCCUCUCUCGCCUCCAACCCGUCGCCCAACCCAUCCCAUCGUCUGUCGCUGACCCCGCUUCCUUUGCACGCUCUGUCCCUCCGUUCCAUCCGAUCUCCAGUGGCUCCACCGUCCUAUUUGUUGUCCCGCCGAUCCUCCUUUUGUGCUCCUGUUCUCGUUGAUGACUAUGCCCUUGGUUUUCUCCGUCCUGGAUACCGCUGUCCUUCCCAUCGCCUCCUCCUCCGCCUCCAUUUUCGUUGCCCUUGCCUGCCUUGCCCUGGGAGCCCUGCCUGAUCCUGGUUAAGUUGCCCUCCCGCUGCUUUUCCAGUGCCAGUUGUCGCUCCCCCUCCAGCUGUUAUCCGCUUUUGUCCAUAUCGACACUUUGGCUUUUCCUGUCUCUGUCCCAAAUCCACAUACGUCGUCUCCUUUCCUUCCCUGGACUCGCUCGUUAUAUCAGCCUCGCUUCAUUCCUGCCAUCGGACGUCGUCUGACUCGCUGCUUCGUGACCGGUCGCAAAUAUCCGGCACCUCUGCCCGAAACUCGAAACUCGAAACUCGAAACUCGAAACUCGAAACUCGAAACUCAACUCGGACCUCGCGACCGACAUCUGAGCCCUGGUAUCCAAGACCCAGUGCCGCUGCCCUGUCCGAGCUUCCAGUGAUAUACCAUCCAUCUGUACGUCAACCCCUCAUCCUCGGCCUGCAACUAGAU
Polychytrium aggregatum is the source of this 1156-nucleotide messenger RNA. RefSeq lists its product as uncharacterized. The transcript has 2 exons. NCBI's taxonomy places the organism in Eukaryota, Fungi, Chytridiomycota, Chytridiomycetes, Polychytriales. Bases 53 to 739 code for a protein of 228 amino acids. The record is from RefSeq and is a predicted model, not a curated record.